Oppia nitens is the source of this 1221-nucleotide messenger RNA. RefSeq lists its product as uncharacterized. The coding region runs from base 28 to 1221 and encodes 397 amino acids. The record is from RefSeq and is a predicted model, not a curated record. The transcript is spliced from 2 exons. NCBI's taxonomy places the organism in Eukaryota, Metazoa, Arthropoda, Arachnida, Sarcoptiformes, Oppiidae.
UGUUGGCCACAGGUCUUAGACUUAGAUAUGAAUAUUAAUGACAAUAUAUGUGUCAACUGUUAUAAUGAAGACAAAUGCAAUCAAAAGAAAGCUGAAUAUCCUAUAGUUGUCGUCCAAAGACUAUCGCAAUCGGAAAUCAAUAAAUAUCUCAAUGAAGACAAACAAUUGAUCACAAAAUUGAAUGAAAUUGAUUUACAAAAAGAAUUGGAUAUCAAAUCCAUCGAAUCGUCUGAUUAUAUGAAAUGUCUGAAUCUCAUCCCAACAACAGAUCUCAACAAUCAAUCAUUGAAUCAAUUGAAACAAAGUUUUCCUUUGAGAAGAAUCAAUAGAAUCGAUGGUUUGAAUAUUGAUUUAGAGACCAAUCAAGUGAUUGGAAAUAAAGAACAGAUUUUGAGAGAAAAUGGAGUUAUUGUCGACAAUGUGUUCAGAAAUCAUGAAAUCAAAGUCAAAACUAAGAAAAAAUUUACGAUUCGUAAGAAGAGACGAUCCAAAGGAAACAAAAACAAAGUGAAUACCAUUGACGAAGAAGUCAAACAAAAACACUGCCAAAAGACACGACUCUCGAAAUUUGUGUCGACUUUCGAUAUUACGUCCGAAAUGUUUAGAUUUUUGUCGACAACUCUUCAAUUGAAACAAUUGUCACAAAAGGAGAUCUCAAUGAUUGCAAACAAACGAAUUAAUUUGAAUUCAUACCCAAAGAAUCAAAUGAUUGCUGUUAUAAAUGAAACUAAUUCUUGGAAUAAUUGGAAAUGUAUUGACAUUUACCACAAGAUUUUUGAGAGCGAACUCAGAGAAAAAUACCAAAGAAAUGCCUUUUAUUAUACAUUCAGUCGAAGACAACGAUUAGAGAGAAGUUUGAGACUUAAAACUGGAAUCGAUUGGAAAUCACGCCUUGAUUUAAGUCAAUGCAAACCAUUCAGUCUUGAGAUGUCUGCCAUCACUAAGUGUCACAAUUGUUUGGAAACAAUAGAUUUGUGGCAUUCAUGCCAUCGAUACGCGAAAGUCGACAGACAGUCGGAUACACAACCAAUUAGUCCGCAAUCAAGUGAUUAUUGCAUUGAUUUUGAAUGCAAUUUGAAUGUCGAGUCAACUGAAGUGCCAAAUAAAGAGCUAAUUGAAGUCAAAAACCAAAAAGACUCGCAAAUUGUCGAAUCAGUUGUUGUUAUCCAAAGAAAUCCUUCGAUCGAUGCGAUGGCCAUAAAGUUGUCGACAAUUAAGUGA